CUAAAAAUCCAAUACCAUAUAACCAGCACCUAUUUAUUGUACAGAUUUCUUUAUUCAGCUCUAUUCACAAGAAUAAUUAAUAAUAAAUAACCCUUGUAUUAUCUUUAUUUUAUAAGUAUUAUUUUUCUAAUUUUUCAACCAAAUAAUAAUCAUGAAAGGCAACGAUGAAGAUCAUCUCCAUCUUCAUCCUCAGCAAAACCACCGCCACCAGCAGCUUCCAUUUUACCAGAGAAGAUUCUGGAAGCUUUCUGGAAACUACCUACGUAACCAGAAACAUACGGCGUACGUUAUCUUACUUCUCUUAACAUACGCCUUUGGAUACUUUACUUCCUCCAAACAAAUCUGUUGUACUACGCCUGCUGUUUCAGAUUCCGUUAAAACCGUUAACGUUUUCCCGCCAGCCACGUCAUCAACGGUUCUUGAGUUAAGCAACAACUACCAUAACCGAUUCGGGUCCAAGUGUGCUAACCCGAUACCACCUGAAUUAACCCGGUUUAUGAUAUUGGAUCGGGUUUUUAACGGAACUUCACCGUACGAGAGUUUCCCGCCGGCUCACGUGACCCACUUACUUCGACCGGUAAGAGUCAAAGGAUGGGGAUCAUACGGCGCCGUUUUUGAGAAUCUUAUCCGGAAAGUUCGUCCAAGGAUAAUCAUAGAAGUCGGGACAUUCCUAGGCGCGUCAGCAACUCAUAUGGCUGAGUUGACUCGAAAACUCGGUCUUCAAACCCAGAUACUUUGUAUCGAUGAUUUCCGUGGUUGGCCGGGUUUUCGUGGUAAAAUCGAUUAUGUCCCAAUUCAAAACGGCGACGUAAUGCUUCUACCGCAGUUUCUUCAGAAUGUUAUUUACUUUAACUCGACUGAGUCAAUACUUCCGAUUCCAUUCUCAACCGAGUCAACUCUACGAGCUUUGUGCGAGUGGGGAAUAUUUGGGGAUUUAAUAGAAGUGGAUGCGGGUCAUGAUUUUCAAUCUGCUUGGAUGGAUAUAAACUUGGCCCAUAAACUGCUUAGACCCGGUGGGGUCCUAUUUGGACAUGAUUAUUUUAAUAGGUUUGAUAAUAAAGGUGUUAGAAGAGCCGUUGAUUUGUUUGCUAAGAUUCAUGGGUUUAAGGUUAGUGUUGAUGGGCAACAUUGGGUCAUCGAAUAACUCAAUUCGACUCGGUCGAGUUUUGAGUCGGGUUUUUAUCUUUAAUCAUGUUAAGAAUAGUUCUGAGUUCAAGACCCAAUUGAAAUCGUAUCAAAUACAACCCAUCACCAUCCUAUGUCCUUUCAUAGGUUUUAUACAAAUACUAUAGUACAAUGUGUAUGUUAAUACUUAAUAUGUGAUAUAGAAGUGUUAUUCUUCUACAUUAUACAAACAAAUGUAGGGAAUAAAUAAAUGAAUCAAACAAAAAAGAUAUUUUGUUGUUGAAGUUUCACUAUUUAUGAUUUAUUGGAUUUAGCAAGUUUGUCUUUUUGUAUGUUCACAAGUCGAGAGUUGUUGGUGGUUGGAAGGACUUAGGAGAAGUUGAGAAUUGAGAUCAAGUAUUGAUCACAUGAAGAGUAGCUAGUAAAAUUUGAUCCUCUAUUAAAUCAAUUGUUGUAUUCUACUAUAGAAGAAUCACUUCAAAUAUUGCUGAGUUUUUAAGGAAUAAUGGAAUAAUUUUAUUAAGGUCAUGUUCA
Messenger RNA from Amaranthus tricolor (Joseph's coat), 1659 nucleotides. RefSeq lists its product as uncharacterized. NCBI's taxonomy places the organism in Eukaryota, Viridiplantae, Streptophyta, Magnoliopsida, Caryophyllales, Amaranthaceae. The record is from RefSeq and is a predicted model, not a curated record. The coding region runs from base 152 to 1144 and encodes 330 amino acids. The transcript has a single exon.